ACAAAAUAUUGAAACGGGAUAGUUUUCUGACAGUUUGUCUGCAGUUAACCGAUUCCUCUGAAGAAACAAACAUGCUUGGUACUAACGACGGUCUCUAAUUUAUCUUUAGAGUUUUGUGAUGGCCGGCAUUGGUGCAUAUUUGAAGUCCCUCAGGCAGGGACUGAAGUUUGACUUCGUAAGGGAAGUCUGUCGUCAAUAUCCAACCAUCUGUUGUCUUAUGGUGUUCAUGUUUCUAUCAACCAUAACUCUUAAUAGAUAUCUUCAUAUUUUGAUGAUUUUUUGGUCAUUCUUGGCUGGGGUGGUCACAUUUUACUGUUCCUUGAGUCCCGAAUCUCUCCUGCCCAACCUUUUCGUCACUAUGAAGACUAAGAAAAAACAGCAAGAACAGCAAGAGUUAUUUCCUUUGGGACACAGUUGUGCUGUGUGUGGAAAAAGAAAGUGCAGUCGGCACAGACCAACACUUCUGCUGGAGAACUAUCAACCAUGGCUGGAUUUGAAAGUACAUUCAAAAGUGGAUGCCUCAAUAUCAGAAGUGCUGGAACUUGUUCUUGAGAACUUUGUGUAUCCAUGGUACAGGGAUAUCACAGAUAACGAGGCCUGUGUGGAUGAGCUUAGGCAGACAUUUCGAUUUUUUGCUGCAGUACUAGUAAGAAGAGCUCAGAAGGUUGAUGUCCCUUCACUUGCCACGGGCAAAAUGAUGAAAGCUGCCAUGAAGCAUAUUGAGAUCAUUGCAAAGGCAUGGCAAAAAGUGAAGAAUCCAGAGAAUCUUCAGCAAGCUGCUCUGGAUGAGUACGGCCCUGAUCUGCAUUUUGCUGUGCGCAGUCGCAAGAACGAAUUGUUCUAUCUCAGAAAACUCACCGAGAUGCUUUUCCCUUACGUCAUGCCUCCCAAAGCCACUGACUGCAGGUCCCUGACUCUUCUGAUUCGAGAAGUCAUGACUGGAUCCGUUUUUCUUCCAACUAUGGACUUCAUGGCUGACCCUGACACAGUGAAUCAUAUGGUUCUCAUAUUCAUCGACGAUACUGUACCAGAGCCUGCUACGGAACCCCCAUCUGCCCUGGUUCCCUUUCUGCAAAAGUAUGCUGAUGCUCGCAACAAGAAACCAUCUGUUUUGAAGUUGGAGCUUAAGGAGAUCAGAGAGCAGCAGGAUCUCCUUUUCCGCUUCAUGAGUUUCCUCAAACAGGAAGGAGCUGUACAUGUUCUGCAAUUCUGUCUUACUGUGGAGGAGUUCAAUGACAAAAUCCUGUGCCCUGAUCUGAGUGACUCAGAGAUGCGGCGUUUGCAUGGAGAGGUGCAGAAGAUGUAUGAGACUUACUGCCUAGAGGAGAGCAUUGACAAGAUCAGCUUUGACCCUUUAAUUGUGGAACAGAUCCGCACCAUUGCACAGGGUCACUACAAAGAUGUAGUGAAGCUGCAGACGUUACCUUGCUUGUUUGAAGCGUAUGAGCAUGUUCUGUCACUUCUGGAGAAUGUCUUCACACCCAUGUUCUCCCACAGCGAUGAGUACUUCAGGCAUCUUCUGUGGGGAGCUGAGUCACCCGCCAGGAACGCUAGGACGAACAGGAAUAGCUUGAAUUUGGAUGAUAUGAGGUACAUCUCUAAGCGUGGUGAGUCAUUUGGAAUCAGUCGCAUUGGGAGUAAAAUUAAGGGUGUGUUCAGGAGCAGCACUAUGGAAGGGGCCAUGCUGCCUGCUUAUGCUAUGAUCGAGGGUGAGGAUGAUCAGGUUGAGGAGGCCAUUAUGGUCGUUGAGGAUGACUCGCCUAUGGAGGUGACCAGUGCCCCUGGUGUCCUCCGCAAUCUGGCUGCUUGGAGCAUCACUAUCCCACUUGUGGACCUCUAUGAAGAUGAUAGCAAAAAGGAGAAAAUCCCUGUGUUCUGUAUUGAGGUGGAACGUCAUGACAGGAAAGAAGUUGGUCACGAGGUGGAGAAGUGGAUGGUGUACAGGAGAUACCUGGAAUUCUACGUCCUGGAAUCUAAACUCACUGAGUUCCAUGGGUCUUUCCCUGAUACACAACUCCCAUCUAAGAGGAUUAUAGGACCAAAGAAUAUAGAGUUCUUAUCAUCUAAGAGGGGAGAAUUUGAGGAAUAUUUACAGAAACUUCUCCAGCAUCCGGAGCUGAGAAAUAGUCAACUGCUGGCAGACUUCCUGUCUCCUCACAGUAUGGAAUCGCAGUUUCUGGAGAAAAUGCUGCCAGAUGUCAAUCUUGGGAAAAUUUUUAAAUCCGUACCAGGGAAGCUUAUUAAAGAGAAAGGCCAAAACCUGGAGCCAUUCCUCCAGUCUUUUUUCAGCUCGUGUGAAUCACCAAAACCAAAACCCAGCCGCCCUGAGCUUGUCGUUCUGAGCCCUACGUCUGAGACCCAUAAGAAGCUUUUCAACGAUAUGUACAAAAACAACGCCAGCCUGAUGGAUACAACGGAGAGGAAGCACAACCAGAACUACUUUAUGGAUUUGAUGGAUGUAGAUGGGGUUUAUGACUACAUGAUGUUUGUAGGACGAGUGGUGUUCCAUAUGCCAGACUGGCUGCAUCACUUCCUGUCAGGUGCUCGUAUCCUCUUCAAGAGGACAUUUGAGGCAUACAUGGACCAUUACCUACAGUCUAAACUGGAUCAGAUCCUUCAAGAACACCGCAUUGUCUCACUCAUCACCAUGCUCAGAGAUGCUGUUUUCUGUGAAAAUACCGAUGUCCGUUCUGCAGAGGACAAGCAAAGGAGGGCCAAGCAAACAUUUGAGGAGAUGAUGAACUACCUGCCAGAUGUUGUGGUAAAGUGCAUUGGUGAGGAGGCACGGUAUGAAGGAAUCCGAUUACUGUUUGAUGCCUUGCAGCAGCCUGUUCUCAACAAGCAGAUGACAUAUGUUCUGCUUGACAUUGCUGUUCAGGAACUCUUCCCUGAACUCACCAAGCAGAUGCAAAGAGACACCUCUUUGUCCAGACGAAUGUAGAACUCUCUCAGAUGCUUUCAGUGCACCUUCAGGGCUCUGGGAACUCACAACUUAUUGUAUGAACAUUCCACUGUCUAUUACUGCACA
This is a messenger RNA of Chanos chanos (milkfish), 3028 nucleotides long. RefSeq names its product sorting nexin 14 (gene snx14). Gene Ontology annotation, biological process: autophagosome maturation. NCBI's taxonomy places the organism in Eukaryota, Metazoa, Chordata, Actinopteri, Gonorynchiformes, Chanidae. The transcript has 29 exons. Bases 119 to 2941 code for a protein of 940 amino acids. Gene Ontology annotation, cellular component: late endosome. The record is from RefSeq and is a predicted model, not a curated record. Gene Ontology annotation, molecular function: phosphatidylinositol-3,5-bisphosphate binding.